AUGGAAAAGAUUGAUGUUGAUUCUAUAAAAAAUGAAAUUUUAACAUGUGAAACAACUAAACAAUUAAAUCAAAUUCAAUCACAAUUUCAAAAUCUAAUUGGUUCUAAACUAUCUCAAAAGGACCAACAAACAAAUUUUGAGAAAAAGCAAGAAAAUGAUAGGAUUCAGCAAAUUUAUAGGUUAUUACAAUCAAAACAAAAUCAAUUGAGUAGAUCUACUUUUAAAUUCAUUGGUGAUCCAAUACCUCCAAAAUCAACUAGUGAUCAAAGAGAAUUUGUGAAUGUUUCACCAAAACAGUUUGAAUCCGAUGAAAAAAACAAUAAAAUUGAAAUAAUUAAUGAUAGGGUCAACUUGGAUCAGAAUUAUGUUCAUAUUUCAAAAUUGUCAAAUAGUAUAUUAAAAUUAAACAUAAACUCAAUCAACCUCAACAAUGCCAUCAACUCAGUUGGUUGUAUCAACUCAGAAGGUCCGUUAUUUAUCCAAAAUAUGUCAAAUUGUAUAUUCGUGGUGAAGUGCCAUCAGGCAAGGUUGCACAAUAUUAAAAAUUGUAUACUAAUUUUCAAUCAACAAACAAAACCGGUCAUAAUCGAGAAUUGUUCAAAAUUAAAGUUUAAUGAAAUUGACGUUGACGAUUUUAAUCAUCCUACUAAGAUUAUAAAGAGUCCAAAUUAUGAAAUUUUAAAAGAUGAAAAAGUAGUACAGAUAGAAAAUGAAAUUAAAAUUGUCGAUAUAAAGGCUCUAGAUAAAUUUUUAGAGAGAUAUAUUUGUGAAUAG
Molecule: messenger RNA, 774 nt
Organism: Lodderomyces jiufengensis
Lineage: Eukaryota; Fungi; Ascomycota; Pichiomycetes; Serinales; Debaryomycetaceae
Exons: 2
Coding region: 1-774 (257 amino acids)
Biological process (GO): post-chaperonin tubulin folding pathway; tubulin complex assembly
Cellular component (GO): cytoplasm
Source: RefSeq, a predicted model, not a curated record